Laetiporus sulphureus 93-53 is the source of this 1825-nucleotide messenger RNA. Its product is annotated as amidase signature enzyme. The transcript has 11 exons. Bases 99 to 1796 code for a protein of 565 amino acids. NCBI's taxonomy places the organism in Eukaryota, Fungi, Basidiomycota, Agaricomycetes, Polyporales, Laetiporaceae. The record is from RefSeq and is a predicted model, not a curated record.
UAAGGGCCGCUCGGCCCCCUCCUCGCACGGAAGGUAUAUAAACAAUCAGCCAUGCGCGAUAAGUAACACCUUGCGGGCUCUCCCAGUGAAUGGUCGUAAUGCCUCGAUUGCCCCUUUGCUGGACAUUGCUGUCAUUUGCUGUUCUGCUUCUCUCGCACGCGACACUGGCAAGUCGACCGUCAGUUCUUUCGACUGAGGUGCUUGAACAUCGUGCUGCAUUUCCCGAUCUGUACGAGGCUUCCGUUGAGGAGUUACAGGCUGGCUUGCAAUCUGGUACAUUCACGAGCGUCGAUCUCGUCAAGGCCUACUUUGCUCGUAUCGCAGAAGUCAAUCUACAAGGCCCACAACUUCGUGCCAUCAUUGAGACCAACCCUUCAGCCCUAGAGCAAGCUGCUGCUCUCGAUACAGAACGGUUGAUUACAGGGCCGCGUAGCAUGUUGCAUGGCAUUCCGGUUCUAGUAAAGGACAAUAUCGCCACUCUUGAUGAAGAAGGAAUGAACACUACUGCUGGGUCCUACAGCCUGUUAAAGUCAGUGGUUCCCGGUGACGCUGGGGUCGUCAAAAGACUACGUUCGGCUGGUGCUAUUAUUCUAGGUAAGGCCAACCUAUCCGAGUUUGCGCACUACCGAGGCAACCUCGCGUCCGGAUGGUCGGGUCGCGGCGGCCAGUGUACAAAUGCUUACUUCCCUCAUGCCGAUCCGUGCGGAUCCUCCUCAGGUUCCGCUGUGGCUGCAUCCAUCGGACUGGCCGCAGUGACAUUAGGAACCGAGACGGACGGCAGCAUCAUCUGUCCCGCCAAUCAAAACAACCUGGCUGGUAUCAAGCCCACGGUAGGCGUGACCUCUCGUGCUGGUGUGAUCCCCAUCUCGGAGCACCAAGACACCGUGGGCCCGCUGACGCGUUCAAUCUCCGACGCGGCCAUCGUGCUCUCGAUUAUCGCGGGGCCCGAUCCGAACGACAACUUCACGCUCGCACAGCCGUACCCCGUACCCGACUACGUGAAUGCGCUCGACCGGAACGCACUCGCGGGCAAGCGAAUCGGCGUCCCGCGUGCGGUUUUCCUCAACGACACGAUCACUGGGAAUGACCCGUAUGUGAACAUGCUGUUCGAGCAGGCACUGGUGACGAUAGCCAGUUUGGGCGCAAAUAUUGUGGACCCUGCGGACCUGCCGUCCUCUGAAGCGAUUGUGGCGUCGAACAAUGAGACACUCGUGCUCGAUGUCGACUUUAAGAUCCAACUGAACGAGUGGUAUGCUUCAUUGCUGGAGAAUCCGUCCGGUGUGCGGUCGCUUGCGGAGCUGAUCCAAUUCGACAAUGAUUACCCGGGAUUGGAGGAGCCUAUCGGCUAUACAAGCCAGUCUAUACUCAUCGAAUCAGAGACAACAAAUGGAUUCAACUCGACUUAUUAUGCUGCCCUCGCGUACGACAAGGAGAUGGGUGCUAUAAACGGGAUUGAUGCUGCCCUGCAGAUGUACGAAUUGGAUGCCUUGGUCCUUCCUGCUCCUGGGUAUACGACAACACCGGCAGCAAUUGCGGGUUAUCCUAUUGUGACAGUACCGAUGGGCUUCUACCCCGAGAACGUCACGAUUGGCCUGGCUGGGCCGGAGACCGUGUACCCAGCGCCGGGCGUACCGAUUGGUCUCUGCUUCCUAGGCACAGCGUACAGCGAGUUUGACCUCAUCUCGCUUGCGUACGCGUACGAACAGCAUACUCAUACUAGAUUGGCGAGGCGGGCAUAUGCAGAGGCAGUUCCGACGACGCAGUUGUGGGAUGUGAUUUAUGGGAGUGCAGCUUGAGCUAAGAUAAAAUAUAUUUCAGUGCGGGG